UGCUAGUCAGGAACAGCUGCUUUACCAGAAACCAGAAGGAGUUAAAGUGGUAACGAUAUGACAUGUAUGUUAACCAAGCGUAGGUUUACAGGUUGUGUUUGUAUGUGUGCGUAUGUGUAUGGUCUGCUGCCGGUCCAUGGUGUGUCUGUAACGUGUUCUGCAGUCUCUUAAAAGCAAUAACAUAUCCCUCUCACUCUUCCUCAAUCUAUCCCUGGCUUCUUCUCCUGCCAUCCUCCUGCUUCCACAGGAGCACCAUGGCAAUGUGGAUUCAGGCCCAGCAGCUGCAGGGUGAAGCGUUGCACCAGAUGCAGGCCCUGUAUGGCCAGCAUUUCCCCAUUGAGGUGCGACACUAUCUGGCCCAGUGGAUUGAGAGCCAGCUCUGGGACUCUGUAGAGUUGGACAACCCAGCUGAGGAGACCAAAGCCAAGCGUCUGCUGGACAAUCUGGUGUCAGAGCUGCAGAAGAAAGCCCAGCUUCAGGGAGGAGAGGAUGGCUUUCUGCUCAAGAUCAAGCUGGGCCACUACGCUAGCCAGCUCAAGAGCACUUAUGACCGCUGUCCUUUCGAGUUGGUGCGCUGCAUAAAACACAUCCUGCACUCAGAACAGAGGCUGGUUCAAGAAGCUACAAAUGCCACCUGUGGGAGUGGGGGGCAAGCCAUGGACAGCCUGUCACAGCGCCACCAGCAGAUCAACCAGGCCUUUGAGGAGCUCCGUCUGGCCACGCAGGACACUGAAAAUGAACUGAGGAAGUUGCAGCACAGCCAGGAGUAUUUCAUCAUCCAGUACCAGGAGAACCUGCGCAUCCAGGCUCAGUUGAGCAGCCUGUCCUCACUGCCUCCGGCUGAGCGAACCCAGCGGGAGACAACCCUACAAACCAAGAGGGCCACUGUGGAGGCCUGGCUCACCAGAGAGGCCAGCACACUGCAGAAAUAUAGGCUUGACCUGUCAGAACAGCACCAGAAGACUCUGGCCCUGCUCAGGAAGCAGCAGACUCUGAUACUCGAUGAAGAGCUCAUCCAGUGGAAAAGGAGGCAGCAGCUGGCUGGCAAUGGAGGUCCUCAUGAGGGGGGGCUGGAUGUCCUCCAGUCUUGGUGUGAGAAGCUGGCUGACCUGAUCUGGCAGAACCGACAGCAGAUACGGCGGUGUGAACAUUUAACCCAGCAGCUUCCUUUGCCAGGCCCCAUGGAAGAGCUGCUAAGCAAACUCAACGCUGACAUCACUGAUAUCAUCUCUGCCUUAGUUACCAGUACCUUCAUCAUUGAAAAACAGCCACCCCAGGUGUUAAAGACCCAGACCAAGUUUGCAGCCACAGUGCGCCUUCUGGUGGGUGGGAAGCUAAACGUACACAUGAACCCACCUCAGGUCAAGGCUGUCAUUGUUAGUGAGCAGCAGGCCAAAGCUCUGUUGAAGAAUGAGAGCACACACAGUGAAAGUAGUGGAGAAAUCCUCAACAACAACUGUGUGAUGGAGUAUCAUCAGGCCACUGGCACCCUCAGUGCACACUUCAGAAACAUGUCACUGAAGCGGAUCAAGCGUUCGGACCGUCGAGGUGCAGAGUCAGUGACGGAGGAGAAGUUCACAGUUCUGUUUGAAUCACAGUUCAGCGUGGGGGGCAACGAGCUGGUCUUCCAUGUCAAGACCUUAUCGCUGCCUGUGGUUGUGAUUGUCCACGGCAGUCAGGACAACAAUGCCACGGCAACAGUCCUGUGGGACAACGCCUUUGCUGAACCGGGGAGGGUGCCGUUCAUUGUUCCAGACAAGGUGCUGUGGCCCCAGCUGUGCGAGGCUCUCGAUAUGAAGUACAAGGCAGAAAUGCACAGCAGCCGUGGCCUGUCAGACGAUAACUUGGUCUUCCUGGCACAGAAGGGUUUUACAAGCAGCAGCAACAACCCUGAGGACUACCGCAACAUGACCAUAUCAUGGGCCCAGUUCAACCGGGAGAGCUUACCUGGACGGAACUUCACUUUCUGGCAGUGGUUUGAUGGAGUUGUGGAGCUCAUGAAGAAGCAUCUCAAGCCUCACUGGAAUGAUGGGGCCAUCUUGGGCUUCGUAAACAAGCAGCAGGCACAGGACAUGCUGCUGUCCAAACCCAAUGGCACCUUUCUGCUGCGUUUCAGUGACUCAGAGAUUGGAGGCAUCACCAUCGCCUGGGUGGCUGAGAACCCCAACAAACCAGGUGAGAGGCUGGUCUGGAACUUGUUGCCUUAUACAACCAAGGACUUCUCUAUUCGCUCCCUGGCUGACCGCAUCAGCGACCUGAACCACCUUUUGUUUCUCUACCCUGACCGGCCCAAAGACGAGGUCUUCGCCAAGUACUACACCCCUCCACUCUCAAAAGCAGUGGAUGGAUAUGUAAAACCACAGAUCAAACAAGUUGUGCCAGAGUUUACCACCCCAAACCCUGAACCCAGUGGAGGAGCAACCACAUUCAUGGACCAGACAGCUUCUCCCUCUGUGAGCCACCCCAACAGCUUUGGGGUCUACCCAUCAAUGACUGACACCAUGUUGGAUGCAGAUGGAGACUUCGACUUGGAUGACACGAUGGACGUGGCGCGCCAUGUGGAGGAGCUGCUCCGCAGGCCUAUGGCCAACCAGUGGAGCAGUCAGCAGUCCUGAACCUGGAUCCUGAACCUGCUGUGCACGCUCAGGUCUGCCUCAUCUUACCUUGCAGAAGCACCCACACCUGUGGUUUCUACUGGACUGAACCUUGGCAGAAAAUGUCUUUGGCAGUUUCCCUGACAGAUCCAUGUCACAGUUUAUCUAAAGUUUUAGCGCCCACACAAGUUUUGUCUGUACAAUCAAGAGUCAGUGUUACUCAUGAGUCUGGUGUUAAUGUUGUCUCCCGUGUAGCUUCACAGGACUGUUGUAUGGAGCUGGUUUGGAUCAAUCAGAUUUGUAUGCCAAACUGAGACAUACAGUUAGCUUUCACUUAAGCUUUGCCUUCACAUGUGCCUGAUGAGCUUUUGGCUGGCACUGAAAAAUUCACAGCAGAAAAGCUAACUUCACCUGAAGUUCUUUAAAGUUUUUUUUUUUUUUCAAUCAACACAGCAUUGAUUAAUGUGACUACAUGCUGACAAAUUGAAUCUCCACUUUAUUACAGGGAAUGUUAUCAGUAAUUGUUUUAGUUUUUUGUAAAUCCAGAGAAUUCCUCAAAGAGAGACUAUUUAACUUCUGCUAAACAUCAAUCACUGUGACCACAUGUUGUAUUUAGAAUAAUUGCAAAUUUAAUUUUCCUUCAUUUUCCAAGAUUUUCUUGAGGCUGUCGCUUCAGGGACACCAUGUUUUACAGAUAUAUAUAUGGAGACAGAUAUAUUGUUGUACAGGCCACAUGUUUAACUAUAUGACGUACAUACGUAGACUGAUAAAACACUGCACUCUUCUCAUAUGAACAUCUAGCAUUACUAUGCUGAGUUUCUCUUUAUCAUUAUUUUCACACAGAAGGUUCAACUUGGCACACAGAUGUCUUUUAACACAUUGGUGUCCACUAUAGUGGAUAGUACAAUGGAUAUUUGGGAGCUGUUUUUAACCAUUUGAGUUUGAUCUCCAAAGCCUCGUCCACAAUUCCAUUUGAUUAUUGUCUCUGUAUCUCUUUGUCAUCAUAAGGUAUGCUUUUGAAAAUUAAAAAUUGAGGGGGGAAGAUGA
Molecule: messenger RNA, 3641 nt
Organism: Acanthopagrus latus (yellowfin seabream)
Lineage: Eukaryota; Metazoa; Chordata; Actinopteri; Spariformes; Sparidae
Product: signal transducer and activator of transcription 5B-like
Exons: 19
Coding region: 255-2615 (786 amino acids)
Biological process (GO): cell surface receptor signaling pathway via JAK-STAT; growth hormone receptor signaling pathway via JAK-STAT; response to peptide hormone
Molecular function (GO): RNA polymerase II cis-regulatory region sequence-specific DNA binding; DNA-binding transcription factor activity, RNA polymerase II-specific
Source: RefSeq, a predicted model, not a curated record